ACAUUGCCUUUCUGCCUCCCCGUUGUUUCCCUCUUUAAAUUCUCAAGUAUUGCUCCACUUUUUUAUCUGAUUCGUAACAGCAUUUGUCUAUGGUUUAAUUGAAUUAAUUACACUUUGUGCUGUACCUGUCAAUUAAGGUACAGUUUCUGUUUUCGUAUCAAUUUUUUGGGGAUUUUGGGUCUGGUUUAGAGAAACGGUUAUGGAUCGAGAAGGAGGAUCCGCUGGAUCUUGUUACUAUUCAGUUCUCGGGAUUCGUAAGGAUGCCUCCUGCUCCGACAUUCGCUCAGCUUAUCGCAAGCUAGCUAUGAAAUGGCACCCGGAUAGGUGGGCGAAGAAUCCGUCGGUGGCUGGAGAAGCUAAACGCCGCUUUCAGAAAAUCCAAGAGGCCUACUCAGUUCUCUCCGAUGAAGGCAAGAGGUCAAUGUACGACGCCGGUUUCCUUGAUCUGCUUGAGGAAGAUGAAGGGAUGGGUGAUUUCCUGCACGAUUUGAUGAACAGAAUGGAUCAAAAUGUUGGGGCGGCGGAGGAGAGUCUAGAGGAUCUACAGAGAACGUUUGUGGAAAUGUUCGGUGGAGAUUUUGCAAGGAUGAUGGAUGAUGAAAAUCCAACAGCUAAGAAGAGGGCACGUGAUGUAGGAUGCAGCACAAGUGCUGCUCCAAAACGCAAUUCCGCUGAUUUCAAUGCCAAUAGCACCUCUUAUAACUGUCAAUUUUAAGCUAAAUAUAGUGAAGGUGGUCCCUGCCCACCCAGCCCCUCUUUGAAUUACCUGUAACAACCCUUUGAUGUUGAUUUUGUGGGCUGGAUUAGAUGAAUCAUGGAGGAAUUAACUUGUUUAUUUGGGGGUAGAUUAGGUAAGUCAAAAGAACUUUUUUAGACACUUUUGAUUUCUAAGGAAGUUGUUCGAAAAAGUUGUUGAAAGGUGGGGGAUGUCGAGUUGCGUAAUAAAGCUUUUCUUUGCUGAA
Lycium barbarum (goji berry) is the source of this 962-nucleotide messenger RNA. RefSeq lists its product as uncharacterized. The record is from RefSeq and is a predicted model, not a curated record. Lineage: Eukaryota; Viridiplantae; Streptophyta; Magnoliopsida; Solanales; Solanaceae. The transcript is spliced from 5 exons. Bases 200 to 715 code for a protein of 171 amino acids.